AUGCCGGGCCCCGCCCUAGAGCCCUACCACGAGCGGCAGCGCGGGUGGCAGUUCGGGGCACGCGGUGAACAACCUGCUGCAGGCGGCUGGCGGUCAGAGGCGCCCCCGGGCGCCCCCCGCCACCUGCCACGGGCGGAGGCUGGCGCCAUAGCCCGCGCGCAGCUGGCGGAGGACCGGAUCUCCCGCGUGGCUCGCUCGGGCUGCCUGCCCGCGUCCCGGGACGCGUGCUCCAGCGCGGCCUGGCUGGCGGUGGGGGGGAACUACGACCUGCAGGCGCUGCUGGCGGCGUUGGACCGCCGCGGGUGCCAUGCCGCAGGGCACUGGGCAGUGGAGACCAGAGGGGACGUCGACCGGCUGGAGCGGGAGCUGGGGGAGCUCGCCGCGGGCGACGCCGCGCCGAGGGUCCGCGGAUUGCUCUUGAACCGCAGGUCGCGCUGGAGCCUCGGGCGGCACUGGUACUGUCUGGCGGCCAGCGGCCGCGACGGCGCCUGGCUCUGCCACGACUCCACCCGGGGGGGCCCCGACCCCGUCGCCGCGGGGUCGCUGGCCGCCGCCGCCGCCGAGGUGGCCCGGGCCGAGCUGGCGCAGCCCUGCCGCUGCCUGCGGCUCUGCUCCGGCCGCGGGAGCGCGCUGCACGUUUUCGCCAUCGCGCAGGCGGCCCCGUGA
Molecule: messenger RNA, 666 nt
Organism: Prorocentrum cordatum
Lineage: Eukaryota; Dinophyceae; Prorocentrales; Prorocentraceae
Source: the annotation of a GenBank genome assembly